AUGUCAGAGAUGCCGGAAAUCCAAACGCAUCUGCCUGAGGCGAGACGCCAAAGAAGCGCCCUUCUCGAUCCACCUAGAGAACCGGUAUGCGAGCGGCCACACCAAACGGCCAAGAGGGCCACGUUCGAGCUUGAAGCUACGACCACGGCCGUCUGGCAGCACGACCACGGCGGCAACCGCGACCAAAACUACAACUACGACUAUGACCACGAGCACAAUUCUUCGCGAGCCUGGGCUCGAUCUUCCAAUGCGCGCACUCCUACACUUAUCUCAUCACCACCUGCAGACCAGAGCCGAGGUGCCAGGGUUGUUGAAAAGCCUGUUGGCUCAUCCCGGCCACCCGGCGAACUGGUGCAUCUGGCCGUGUCGUCGCUUGCGCUGGCCGUCUACUCGCGCACCCAACACUACGCGCCCGCCGCGAUGCAGGCAUCGGUCCAAUACCACCACCUCUUACAAAUGGCGCGAUCGAUGCUCCCAGUCUUGGACAGAGGCAACAUCGACACCUGGUUGUUGGCCAUUUGUCUCAUGGGCCGUUACGAGGACACCAUGUCCCGACCGAUCCGCAUUGCCUCGGCCGCCAGCUUUCCGCACCACGACGGGGCUCUGGCGGUCUUGAAGACCUGGGUACAUUUCCAGAGGAGACCGUCGCACCUGGGAGGAGGAGGAGGAGGAGGAGGAGGAGGAGGAGGAAGUGGUCAUUACCCGGUGCCCGAGAUCGUCCAGCAGACCCGACGUGGCCUGAUUCGCUCGGCGCUGCUGAGAGGCAUUGCCAUGCCCCAGUGGGCGAGUGACGGCAGUCUCUUUGGCGAGUCCGGCCUCGACCUCGUAUACGACAGCAUCGUCGUCGACAUCGCCGACCUGCGGUACCGCCUGAGACACAUGACUGACUACUUUGAGCUGGAGGAGUUAAAUCGCCAGGCUGCAGACCUCGACGCCGCUCUGCACCGCUGGACCACCCAGUUUCCGGCCGACUGGGCCUAUGAGCAGUGUGUGUUCGAUCCCACGGACCGACCGUCGCCUUCACCCUCCACCCACUUCUACUCUUCGACCGUGUACAUGUAUGCCAGCCCCGUCUAUGCGGCCGCGUGGCUGCAGUAUUUCUCCACACGCAUGCUCCUGACCAGCGCACGCCUGCGGAUCCUUCGCAUGCUCAGUCAAGCGUGUCAACCCGACCUGACCAUCGACCAGGAUCUGGAUUUGGAUCUGGACCUUACCCCGCUGACUGUGCAUUACGACCAGGAACGAAGGAAAUGCUUGUCGCAGCUGAAAAACAUGGCCGACGCCCUUGCCGCGAGUUUGCCUUCUUGUCUGGACUGUGUCAAGCUGCACACUAGAAAGCUGUCUCCGAUCCCGAGUCCUGUCCAUGCCACGGCAGCUGAUGCCCGUGACUGGGGAAGAGAGUCUUACCCCGGGUCCUCCGUAUCGCCAGCAUCUGGUCCAAGUCCAUCCUUGAUUUCAACAGCCGCAGCUACGUCUACAUCAACAUCGAUUUCUCCGCUGGUGAUGGCCAUUGGGAAUGAGACCAAUAUUCCCUCAUCUUCAACAGUAACAUCAACAUCACCCACAACAGCAGCAUCAACACCAACACCAACAACACCCUCACCCACCCAAAAACUCAUCCUAGCUGCCCCACAGGACCAUGUGAGCAUCAACCCUUACCUCGCAAUCCUAGCCGUGUGGCCUUUGAGCAUUGCCUCGUUCGUCCACUUAGGCCUAGAUCCUACUAGGAGCGACAGUGGCACCAAUUUGAAGAGUGGCAAUUCGAAGAGUCUUGAUCUUGAGGCCGAACCCGAGGCCGAGCCCAUCGACUUGCCAGACCCAGACCCAGACCUGAACAUGGACCUGAAGCGCCUGCAGACUUGGUUCCGCGCCGAACUGCGCCAAGUAGGCAGGAUCCUAGGCGCCGCCGUGCUCGAGGGCCCCCUGGUCGACGGGAACGGGGACGCGUGGUUACAGUUGUGA
Molecule: messenger RNA, 1962 nt
Organism: Capronia epimyces CBS 606.96
Lineage: Eukaryota; Fungi; Ascomycota; Eurotiomycetes; Chaetothyriales; Herpotrichiellaceae
Exons: 2
Coding region: 1-1962 (653 amino acids)
Source: RefSeq, a predicted model, not a curated record